GUGUGGUUGUGUCAAGCUUGGUGGGGGUGUGGUUGUGUCAAGCUUGGUGGGGGUGUGACUCGUCUCAAGCUUGGUGUCGAAGCCUUGAGACAGUGUCAGAAAGCUUUCGUUCACAUACAGACAGUCUGGAUGAACAGCCACCACAAUGUGUUCACCCGAACGCCUGUUUCAUUCCCCAUAGACCUAAGGGAGAAAGGAAGGGGGGGGGGGGAGUGUGUUAGGAGAGAACAGUUGAACAGAACACAAUGGUGAACAGUGAUCCUUCACUAUAAAUUCACCGCGCUGGGCACCAUUACCCACCGGGAGGAUACGGUGACCACCGCUGACGUAGACGGCUAUUCGCAGAAAGGAACCAAAGUUUUCCUGGUGCAGUUGAGUCUAUCCUGUCGCGCAAGUCCUCAUGAGCCGCUGCGCUGUUAUCCACCAUCUGGUGGAUAUUCAAGCCGGUGAACGUCCGGUCUCGCUUCAUGCAGGCAGAGUAAUGAUGGUAGUGGCGAUGAGGAGGUGGCCGCUGCUGCUGCUGCUGCUGCUGCUGCUGCUUGGUGAAGGCGGGUCCAGGGACACACGCUCCUGCAGGGUAACGAGCAUUGAUGUCAUUGACGUCGACGAAACGACCUCAAACUUCACCUACAGCAUCAGUGUGGAGAACGAGGUGUCGUGCUCGAGGAAUGAUCACUGGCAAGGCGAAAUCAUAUCCUGCCAUGAUGGACAUAUUACACAGGAAUGCCAGAUCAGGUUUGGAGGUGGCGUAUGCUGGGUGGGCGAGCCCGGGAGCUGGAGUCUGACUGUCGAACAUGUUAAGUCAGGAUGCUUCGACGCCCCGGGGCGAAACGUCAUUCCUAACAUCUCCAUCUGGUUCAAUGUACGGGGCCUCAAUAUAACCGUCGCUGGGUCGGACAAGAGAGUGAAGUCUUGGACACUCUACAUUUUUAAGGCGCGGAGGAAGGAAGAGAACCCACCAUGCAACCAGAUUAUUCUACCUAGGUCAACACCGCAGUUUGUGAGGCUAGACACCUUGUCCUCAGUGGGUGACAACAACGGGCUCACCCUCACUCGGGACUUCAAGGUCGACAGCUGCUACUGCUUCAUAUUGCAGGCUGAGGGGUACGUGCCUCUCAUGUCCCCAGUGGAAGCCUUCUCCCACCACGACUCCUGCUUCCCUAAGCCACUUGAUGUGGUUCACACCUCCAGUCCUCUCAAGCGCAAUACGCUUCACGUGGUAGCGGUGGUGGGUGCAGCAACACUGGUGGUGCUAGGUGUGGGAAUGCUUCUGGUGCUGCUAGGCAGGAGGUCGCCCAGCAAGCUAGGAGCAGGCAAUGAGCUUCACCGCAAGUUCUAUAACUCUCACGGGAAGGCUUCUGGGGCUGGGCGUCGCGAGCUGCUGUUGUUGUGCACCCAUGAUGUCAUCCAUCACCCUCUGGUCAAACGCCUCACCAAAAUGCUUCAGGGGAAAUUUAACGUAUACGACCUAUGCGACUAUGGGGACCCGAAACGGCUUCAGGACAGCAACGAGUGGCUAAUGAGGAAAUUGGUAGGGGUGCCUAGUGCCACAGUGCCGGUAGAGGGAGUGCCUAGUGGUGCCAGAGUGCCGGUAGAGGGAGUGCCUAGUGCCAGAGUGCCGGUAGAGGGAGUGCCUAGUGGUGCCAGAGUGCCGGUAGAGGGAGUGCCUAGUGCCAGAGUGCCGGUAGAGGGAGUGCCUAGUGGUGCCAGAGUGCCGGUAGAGGGAGUGCCUAGUGGUGCCAGAGUGCCGGUAGAGGGAGUGCCUAGUGGUGCCAGAGUGCCGGUAGAGGGAGUGCCUAGUGGUGCCAGAGUGCCGGUAGAGGGAGUGCCUAGUAGUGCCGGAGUUACCAUAGUGCUGGUGACAUCCCCGGCCCUCAACGCCAUCACGCGGACCCUUCUCAACCCCAACAAUGAAGCAGAUACUGUGCUGACGCCAGACCAGGACCACCACCACCACCACCACUACCAGCACCACCACCACCACUACCAGCACCACCACUACCACCAACAGCUGAUCUUCGCACUUCGCAUCAUCAUCAACAGUUCUCUCAUCCGCGACUACUCCAGAGUCUUCGUGGUCAGGCUUGGUGGCGGCGCUGAAGAGGACGUGCAACUAAUGGUAGCGAGUCGUCGAUAUGACCUCGACACGCACUUCGACAGGCUUCUAUAUGAUAUAUCAGUGUGAGAAAGGAGGAUGAAGAUACUGGUAUCUGGGGAAAGGAGAGCAACGAGGCAUACGCAGACAGGUGGUUUUGAGAGAGGUGUCUGCUGGCUAGACCGCCUCGGGCCCUCUGGAAGCAGAGCGAAGCACACGCUACUGUCUUCACUAUAUCAGCAAGUUUAACACCAGCAUCAUUAGCACCUGUAGACCUGCCCCCCCCACUCCAACGGCAUCACUACCACCACCAUUCAACCUUCACCACCACUACUUCCAACCACCACAACUACCAUCCCUUAACACCUACUACAACCAGUAUGCACCAGGAUCUAUUGCUAGAGGAUGUUGUUGUUGUUAUAGCUACUCAGAGCGAAGUGUCCAUGUAGCACGGGCUAUGGUGAGCCCGUAUGCUAGAGUACUGUAGUCCUGUAUACAUACACAUGCAAAGAUGCUAAACGCCUGCUAAACAUCUGUCGUAAGUUAUAAUGCAGCCUCCUGAGCCUUGAAGAAACACCCCCAGCACCACUGUAUAUGUAGGAAUGGGGUAUAUGUAGCAUAGGGUAUAUGUAGGCAUAGGGUAUAUGUAGGCAUAGGGUAUAUGUAGGCAUAGGAUAUAUGUAAUAUUUUAUGUUCCUUUGGUAUGAGGGAGCUUUUCUGGCCACCCAGCAUUGUGAACUUUAGUGCCCUAUGUCCUAUGGCUGGGAGGGUAGGGCAGUCAGGUACCAUCCCAAAGAUCCUGGGUUCGAUUCCCGCGGUAGGACAGAAACUCUUAGGCAACGUUUUCAUUCACUGGAUGCUUCUGCAUGUUCACUUAGCAGUAAAUAGGUGCCAGGAGUUAGUCGUCUGUUGUGGGUUGCAUCCUGGGCAGGGUCAGUAAUUCGACUCUGGGAAGGAUGGGGGGAGGUCUAUCUAUCUAUCUAUCUAUCUAUCU
Messenger RNA from Procambarus clarkii (red swamp crayfish), 3089 nucleotides. RefSeq lists its product as uncharacterized. The record is from RefSeq and is a predicted model, not a curated record. Lineage: Eukaryota; Metazoa; Arthropoda; Malacostraca; Decapoda; Cambaridae.